This is a messenger RNA of Rangifer tarandus platyrhynchus (Svalbard reindeer), 1002 nucleotides long. The record is from the annotation of a GenBank genome assembly. NCBI's taxonomy places the organism in Eukaryota, Metazoa, Chordata, Mammalia, Artiodactyla, Cervidae.
AUGAGAAACCACACAAUAACAACAUUCAUCCUGCUGGGACUGACUGAUGACCCACGAAUGAAAGUUCUAGCUUUCAUCUUUCUUUUUUUCACCUACAUGUUGAGUGUAGCUGGGAACCUGACCAUUAUCUCCCUCACCCUCACAGAUGGCCAUCUCAGGACAGCCAUGUACUUAUUUCUCCAAAAUUUCUCUUUCUUGGAAAUCUCAUUCACAACUGCCUCCAUGUACUAUUUCCUACAAAAUUUCUCCUUCUUGGAGAUCUCAUUCACAUCAGCUUGUAUUCCCAGAUAUCUGUAUAGCAUCAUGACAGGUGACAAGGUCAUUACCUACAAUGCCUGUGUGAGCCAAGUAUUUUUUACUGACCUCUUUGGUGUAACUCAAUUUUUUCUCCUAGCUGCUAUGUCCUAUGACCGCUAUGUGGCCAUCUGCAAACCCCUGCAUUAUGUGACCAUCAUGAGUAGCAUGGUCUGCAGAAGACUUGUAUUUUGUUGUUGGGUAGCUGGUCUAUUCAUUAUAAUCCCCCCACUUAGCCUAGGCCUAGAAUUGGAAUUUUGUGAUUCUAAUACCAUUAAUCAUUUUGUCUGUGAUGCAUCUCCCCUCCUGAAAAUCUCGUGUUCAAAUACUUGGUACAUGGAACAGACUGUUAUCAUCUGUGCUGUGCUGACCUUCCUUAUGACACUGAUGUGUGUGGCUCUGUCCUAUAUUUAUAUCAUCAAGACAAUUUUAGGAUUCCCUUCUGCCCAACAGAAGAAAAAGGCCUUUUCUACUUGCUCUUCCCACAUGAUUGUGGUUUCAAUCACCUAUGGUAGCUGCAUCUUCAUCUACAUCAAACCUUCAGCAAAGGACUCAGUGGCCAUUAACAAGGGUGUGACCAUCCUCACUACUUCCAUCGCUCCAGUGCUGAACCCUUUCAUUUAUACAUUGAGAAACAAGCAAGUCAAACAAGCCUUCAAUAACUCAAUCAAAAGACUUGCUAUAUUAAAAAAAAACAAGAGAAUGUAA